GGAAGCGGUGUGUGUGACUGUUGUGAGCUGACUCAGUAAUGAGUCAAAGUCCAGAGUGCAGCUGUGCGGAUCAACAUGGAGGAACAGAAGAAGAUUCUCUGUGUGGGUCUGGUGUGUCUCGACAUCAUCAACGUGGUCGACAAAUACCCAGAAGAAGACACUGACAGCAGGUGUCUUUCGCAGCGCUGGCAGAGAGGAGGAAACGCUUCCAACUCGUGCACGGUGCUGUCGCUGCUCGGAGCGCCCUGCGCCUUCAUGGGCUCGCUGUCUGCUGGACCUGUGGCCGAUUUUAUUUUGGAGGAUUUUCAGAAGUUCAACAUCGAUGUGUCGCUGUUGUCUGAGCACGCUCAAUGUGCCCUUCCCGCCUCUGUGGUCAUCAGCAACAUCAGCACAGGAAGCCGCACCAUCCUGCACAUGAACAGUUUCAUCAUGGCUGACUUCUCACGGCAUGCUGUCGAUGUCUCGUCGCUGGUUUGGCAGGUAGAAGGUCAAACUCCGUGCGCAUGUUGUGUGGUUUGUCUGUCCAGCGGAUCUCGAACCGUCGUUCUCUCUGACACGAACCUUCCUGAUGUCACAGCGGAGGAUUUCUCCAAAGUCGACCUCCAUCAGUUCAAGUGGAUUCACUGGGAGGGUCGAAAUGCUGAUGAGCAGGUGAAGAUGAUCCAACAGGUGGUGACGUAUAACAGCACGUUGCCACAGCAACGUAGGAUCACCGUCUCCGUGGAGUUAGAGAAGGCCAGAGACGCCCUGUAUCAGCUGUUUCCUCACGGUGAUGUGGUGUUUGUCAGUAAAGACUUUGCUCGUCACUUCGGGUUCCUGUCUGCUGAAGCUGCUCUGAAAGGACUCUACAGUCGGGUCAAAAAGGGGGCUGUCCUGGUAUGUGCCUGGGGAGAAAAAGGAGCGGAUGCUUUGGGUCCAGACGGUUUGGUUGUUCAUUCAGAUGCUUUUCCUCCUGAAACUCUCGUCGAUACUCUCGGAGCCGGAGACACUUUCAACUCCGCCGUCAUCUACACGCUGUCAAAUGGUGGAAGUUUGCAGGACGCUCUGACCUUCGGUUGCAGAGUCGCUGGCAAGAAGUGUGGUUUCCAUGGUUACGACGGCAUCGCCGGACAGUUCACGGCCGUCUGACCGAAGAGUUAAAAACAACGAUGGAUUCAGAGAACUGUGGUUACAGUCUGAGGUUACUCACACUGUCAAAAAUGAUAAGUUAAUGAUGAACUGACAUAAAACAAUAAAACAAAGACCUGAUUUAAAUAAAUUUCACUUUGAAAAGUGAAGCUUCAUAAAAAGCUUUGACCAGUUUGUGUCGAUAAUAACUGAUGUAUGACUGAUAAGCUGAUAAAGUGAUAAUCAGUGGUACAUAACUGAUAGUUUACGGUUUGGUUAUUGAUUGAACUGUUGUUACCUGAAAUUAACUAUUAACAAGCUGCUAACAAAAUUAUUGCUAAGUGUUGAUGAACUUUGUGAUGCUGUGAGAUUAAAUAAGGAUGAUCUUGUUAAAAUGAGUUUAUUGCUGAAGUUUCUUUUACCUGAUGAGAAUGAAACACGCGCACACACUUUCUGUCUGAGUUUGUAUUUAAUGAACUAAUAAAAUAAAAACCACCUAUGUAAUGA
This is a messenger RNA of Micropterus dolomieu (smallmouth bass), 1614 nucleotides long. It is a transcript of the gene khk, whose product is annotated as ketohexokinase. Gene Ontology annotation, molecular function: ketohexokinase activity. The transcript is spliced from 9 exons. The record is from RefSeq and is a predicted model, not a curated record. Bases 76 to 1128 code for a protein of 350 amino acids. Gene Ontology annotation, biological process: fructose metabolic process. NCBI's taxonomy places the organism in Eukaryota, Metazoa, Chordata, Actinopteri, Centrarchiformes, Centrarchidae.